GACACAGAAUGCCCACGGGAGUUUGGUGUACUGAUGGGGACUUGACUAAUGGUCCACAUGGGUCUUAUGACCCCCUCUGGCUCCACGGCUUCAUUUUGAUGUGUUUUGAUCUGUUUACUUCUGUUAGCUUCCAGAGGGUUUCAUACGGAUAUAUAAGAGGUGCAAGCUGCAUUUUAGAAACAGCAUCUGUUCUUUAUUAGAGAAGAGUUGAGAAAAGUCUAAAGGAGAUUUCAGUGACAAUUUCGUCUGUGUUAGAGACGCAUUGAUUUGAGGAUAACCAAGUUGUUAAUAAGUGUAUAAAGAAGAAGCAGUGUAUAAUCAUGUAUAGCCGUCAUAUUCCAAUCUACCAUGAUGACUGGAAUUCUAGAUGGUCGUCCUUCAACCAUAGUCCUAUGUAUUCCAGUAGGGUGUCCAGGUUUCCAGAGCUGACACCUAGAUAUGAUCCAGAGCCGUUAUUUGACAGAGCACCAAUGCCAUUUCCAGAUUACGAUCGACGAGAGGUCAUGCCUCGGACUGAUCCAGUAUGGGGGUACCAAUCAACAGUAGCCCCGACUAUGGAGAACGAAAUGCGUAAAAUGACCCAGGAAAUGAAUAAUAUGGCCAGAAACUUCCAGAGAUCUGGACCAGCUAGCGGACUAAAGACCGUGGAAGAUCUUCGACUGGUGGAGGAUUUCAAUGUUAACAAUCCUGUCCAGGAGGAUGUUUAUGGAAAUAGAAUGUUCCAGCUGGGAUUUGAUGUGCGCCAAUUCAGACCGGAGGAAAUCCACAUCAAAACCAAUGGAAAUCAGCUCUCAGUGCAUUGUAAGCACGAGGAAAAGGAAAAUGGAAAAUCAGUGUUCCGGGAAUACAACCGUCAGUUCAUUUUACCCAAAGAAGUGAAUCCAGAGCAUCUAACAUCUAAGCUGUCAGGAGACGGGUCUCUGAAGAUUUCGGCCCCUCUCCCACCACUUGCUGGCAGCAGGGACAGACUCAUACCAAUCGACAAGAAAUAGAGACAGCUGUCACAUAGGACUUGAUAGCACAGGUGGCCUGUAGAAUACGAACAAAAUUUCCUUGAUCUUUGUGUGCUUCCAUUCUCAGUGAUGUUGAACAUUGUACCUUUUGAUAUCGAUAUUGAUAAUUUUUGUGAAUGAACAUACAUAUGUUCAUCAAAUUUAUUUAAUAAAAACAAACUUAAUUGUGUUUCUUUUGAGGUGUAAAUUAUAUUAAAUAAUAAAAGCAGCUUGAAAUUA
Messenger RNA from Magallana angulata, 1232 nucleotides. RefSeq names its product body wall muscle protein HR-29-like. The transcript has a single exon. NCBI's taxonomy places the organism in Eukaryota, Metazoa, Mollusca, Bivalvia, Ostreida, Ostreidae. Gene Ontology annotation, biological process: protein refolding; response to heat. The coding region runs from base 321 to 992 and encodes 223 amino acids. The record is from RefSeq and is a predicted model, not a curated record. Gene Ontology annotation, molecular function: protein folding chaperone.